CAUUCAGAUUGUGUUCUUACAUGCUGUGAUGAAUUAUUGGUAUGCGAUUCUGUGGUGAGAAAGUGGACUUGGUCUGAGAAUAUGGCAAAUCUUCCUCUUCGUCUUCCCAACCAUUUCAGGAGCUUCUCUGUAACGGCUUCAUCUACUAAUGGGAUUCCUUUUAAUACGCCUAAAUCCGGAGGGCCAGUUAUUCUUGAAAUUCCGCUAGAAAAGAUAAGGAGACCACUCAUGCGUACCAGAGCUAAUGACCAAGAGAAGGUGAAGGACCUUAUGGCGAGCAUUCGAGAAAUUGGGCUUCAAGAACCAAUUGAUGUGCUUGAGGUUGAUGGAGUCUACUAUGGUUUCUCUGGUUGCCAUCGUUAUGAGGCACACCAGCGCCUUGGAUUUCCCACAAUUCGUUGUAAAAUUCGGAAGGGGACAAAAGAAACUUUGAGGCAUCACCUUCGCUAGAGUAAAAGUUCACAGAAUGGCAUCAUGUCGUAGUUCUCAUCUGAUCAAUGUUCUACAGUUGUGGGACUUGGUGAAUUGGAUCACUGCAACAGAAGAAUUGGUGCUGUAAUGUAAUAUUUGUUGAUUCUGGAGGAUUUUUUUUUUUUUUUGUGUGUGUGGGGGUUGGGGGGGGGGGGAGUGGGUAACCUAAUAUAAUUGUAAGUUCUGGGCAAGGUUUUUGUC
Telopea speciosissima is the source of this 672-nucleotide messenger RNA. Its product is annotated as sulfiredoxin, chloroplastic/mitochondrial. Gene Ontology annotation, cellular component: cytoplasm. The transcript is spliced from 5 exons. NCBI's taxonomy places the organism in Eukaryota, Viridiplantae, Streptophyta, Magnoliopsida, Proteales, Proteaceae. Gene Ontology annotation, biological process: cellular response to oxidative stress. The record is from RefSeq and is a predicted model, not a curated record. Gene Ontology annotation, molecular function: sulfiredoxin activity. The coding region runs from base 82 to 450 and encodes 122 amino acids.